CAAAAUUUUAAGUAUUAAAAAAAUGAAUUAAGGAAAGAGAGUGGAAAUUUCGUGGGUGACUUUUGAGUUGACUUACAGGCCAUGUGAUAAUCAUUUUUGCUGACCCUCCCUCCUAACUCCUAACUCUAAGAGCAUAACUUAUCAAACUCACCACCAGGCAGGCUAUCAUCAACUUAACGCCUUCCAUAAUCUCUUCUUCCUUUGUUUGUUCUCAACAUAAUGGAUAAUCAUGUCCCUAUGUUUCAAAGUAUUACAUACAUCUCCUUCUUCUUAUUAAUAAUAAUCACUUUUUUUCCAUCACAAUCUCUUUCUAACGAUUAUUCAUAUUGUAAUAAAUAUCCCUACGACGACAGAUCCUCCUAUAGUUGCGGAAAUCUCUCCAACAUCUAUUAUCCAUUCUGGGGACAAAAUCGUCCUUCUAAAUGUGGCGCCGGCAAACCAUUUUACCUUAACUGCGACAAAAACAACAUUACUACCAUUCUAUUAUACUCACAAAAUUUCACAGUACUUGAUAUCAACACCACAUCCUACACCAUGAAACUCAAAAGAACAGACCUUUCCCAAAAUCUCUGUUCUCCACAAUUUGGUGAAACUUAUUUCGAUCCAACUGGUCUGUUUCAUUCUAGCUCAAUGGACAUCAGCAUAUACUACAAUUGUCCUUUCAAUAUAUCUUAUCAAAAAUCUCUAUGUGGAUCUAACAAUCCUUCUUUCACUGAUCUUAACUUUGAAGUUGCAAAAAAUUUAUAUCUAAAUAGAUGUGGGAAACAUAUCAAAGUGCCGAGAACAAUAGAUUUGUAUAAAGAGAUUGAUUAUAAUUACAAUCGUGACGAUCUUGAAAGAAUUUUGAAUGACGGGUUUGAGGUGGAAUACUCUGUGAAUACCGAUUGUUUAAGGUGUUUGGGAAGUGAGAAUGGAGAUUGCUCGAGUUAUUAUAUUGAUAAUAAAAAUAUUGACUUAUGCUAUUAUGAUUAUUGUCCAGAUGGAUCUAUUGCUAUUCCCAUAACUUGUAUUACUUACAAAAGUAGUAAGCACUCUAUAUGGCAAGGGAAAAUAAUCACUCUAGGAAGUGCAAGUGCAACAUUUGUUGGAUUUUCGAUAUGUGUCAUUAUCUUUUAUUUCACAAACAAGUUCAUAAAGAAUAACCAAAACAUCACAUAUGAAAACAACAAGAAUAACCGAGACAUUGAAGCAUUCUUAAAAACUCAUGAAGCUUUUACCGUAAGAAGAUACAAAUUCGCAGAUAUCAAGAAAAUGACCAACAACUUCGAAGUCAAACUAGGACAAGGUGGUUAUGGCAUUGUGUACAAAGGAAAGCUACUCAAUGACCGCCUUGUGGCCGUCAAGAUAUUGAAUGCAUCCAAAGGAAAUGGUGAAGAAUUUAUGAACGAGGUUUCUAGCAUUACUAAAACCUCUCACAUUAAUGUUGUUGCGCUUCUUGGAUUUUGUUUUGAUGGUAGCAAAAAAGCUUUGAUCUAUGAAUUAAUGUCCAAUGGUUCACUUGACAAGUUUAUUUACAACAAUCAACCUAAAGCCAUUCAAUCUCUGAGUUGGGAGAUUCUUUAUCAAAUUGCUAAAGGGAUAGCUCGAGGGCUAGAGUACUUGCAUAAGGGUUGUAGCACACGAAUUUUACAUUUUGACAUCAAACCACAUAACAUUCUUUUAGAUGAGAAUUUUUGUCCAAAGAUAUCGGAUUUUGGGCUAGCAAGACUUUGUCCCAAGAAAGAGAGCAUUAUUUCAAUGUCAGAUGCUAGAGGGACAAUGGGAUAUGUAGCUCCUGAGUUGUGGAAUAGAAAUUUUGGAGGUGUUUCACAUAAGUCUGAUGUUUAUAGUUUCGGAAUGAUGCUGAUGGAAAUGGUUGGAGGACGGAAAAAUAUUAUUGCUGAUGCAAGUCAAACAAGUGAGAUAUACUUUCCUCAUUGGGUUUACAAGAAGCUUGAUCUAGGCACUGAUUUGAUACCAGGUGAAGUUAUUACCGUUGAAGAAGGUGAAAUUGCAAAGAGAAUGACUAUUGUAGGAUUAUGGUGCAUUCAAACAUUUCCAAAUGACAGGCCAACAAUGAGUAGAGUAAUUGAAAUGUUAGAAGGCAAUGUGAAUUCAUUAGAAAUACCACCAAAACCUAUUCUUUCUUCUCCUACUAGAUCAGUGCCAGGAUCUUCAACUUCUUGAAAUUUUUGGGGUAAAUGUUCCAUACUGCAUUAUUUAUCAUACUUGUAUAUUUUUCUAUCACGUUGUAAAGCAAGUGGGUCUUAUAUAUAUGUGUGCUAAAAUGUUGUUAUAGUGUAUGUAAAAGCAUUACUAAUUGGUCAAAACAUACUAUAUACUAUGUUUACUAAAUUAAAAGGCUUAUUUCCAACUUGUGGUUAAA
Molecule: messenger RNA, 2365 nt
Organism: Trifolium pratense (red clover)
Lineage: Eukaryota; Viridiplantae; Streptophyta; Magnoliopsida; Fabales; Fabaceae
Product: LEAF RUST 10 DISEASE-RESISTANCE LOCUS RECEPTOR-LIKE PROTEIN KINASE-like 2.4
Exons: 3
Coding region: 220-2166 (648 amino acids)
Biological process (GO): protein phosphorylation
Molecular function (GO): polysaccharide binding; protein kinase activity; ATP binding
Source: RefSeq, a predicted model, not a curated record